Messenger RNA from Rhizophagus irregularis DAOM 181602=DAOM 197198, 1043 nucleotides. RefSeq lists its product as uncharacterized. Lineage: Eukaryota; Fungi; Glomeromycota; Glomeromycetes; Glomerales; Glomeraceae. The record is from RefSeq and is a predicted model, not a curated record.
GUGAACUUAUUCACAAAGUUUUGCGCAGUACAUCAAGCAUCUUCACGUGCCGAAUUCUUAAUGUUUGGCGCAGUAUCGUACUGGUGAUAAAAAAAUUUCAAGGCGUUUUUUUUUAUUGCGCAAUGAGAUACCAUUUUAAUCUGCACAGGAAUUUCAUUUCAAACUUUGCGUUUUUUUACUCGCGAGAUGAGAUAAGGGUCGAACUAGGACUUUCAUUUCAAACUUGGCGUUUUUAAUCUCCGCAGAUAAGGUCGAAUUAGGAAUUUCAUUUCAAACUAGAAUUAGGAACUUGCUUUAAUGAAUCGGGAAUCCCUAAUCUCUGUAACAUUAAUUAUAGAUAAUCUAUAAAAGAUUAUGAGUCACAGCGCCAGAUGUGAUUAACAAUAAAGAUAGGGGCAAGGGCUAUAAAUACCAGCAUUUUUAACUCUUCUCAUAAUAUUAGGUUCCUAAACUCCAUAACUCUUAAUAAUCAAAGAAAAGAAACAAAAUUAUGACAACCCCAAACUAUACCACAAAUUCAAAAUCCAAUUCUAAAGCAAAUGGAGUUGUGAGAGGUGCAUACGGAACUCAGCUUCCUCUUUCUUCUGUGACGAAGUCUAGUGAAAAACCGAAAAAAGCAACAUCGUCAGUUAUCUUUACCUCCAAACCUGUUCCUAGUGAAAAAAAAUCGAGGUAUCCGUAUACAUCGUCAGGUUCUGGUAACGUUACCUUUACCCCCAAACCUGAUAAUUCUUCUUCCAACUCUAACAGAUGAAGACAGUUCCAAAUUGUUAAUAUACGGAAGAAAAUUUUGUUUAUUGAAACAUGAAUAUUUGUAUUUUUUUUUUAUAAUUAGUUAUUAUGUGUACUUUUAUUAUAUAGUUAUUAUGUAAUUUCAAUAAUCAAUUACGACUAUUAGGAUUUUUUUAUUUAUACUAAUAGAUUUAGGUUAUUUACUGCAUGUUACAUUUAUGAAUAACUUACCGUAACAUCUAUCAAAUGUAUUAGUCUUGGAUUUAUUGAAAUAUCAUAAUAAAGUAUUAUCUUUCUUGUUUAAUAUGUGU